AUGAACGGCUCGAGGCAGCUCAACGCAUAUGUUUGCCUCUUCGUUACCUUCACCGCAGCAACUAUAUGUUUAGCGUUACGGCUUAUAGCACGGAGAAUUACAAAGCUUCGCCUUUGGUUCGAUGACUAUUUAGCCAUUAUCGCAUUCAUUUGCGCAGGAGUAUGGUCCGGCCUCGUCCUAUGGUGGUUGCAGAUCGGCCUCGGCCGCUACCUCAAAGACAUUGACUCCCCCGACUUCUUGGUUCUGGAGAGGUCGCGCCUAAUCCUCUGGAACGUAGAACUCUUCUACGCGUUCUCGCUUGCGUUUACUAAACUCGCCAUCCUUGCUUUCUACUGGCGCAUGUUCAAAACUUCCAAGAUCAAAAUACCUAUUCAAGUUCUGGCCGGGUGCGCUAUUCUGUGGUUGGUCCUUCGUAAGUUCUGGCGCCCUGAGCUAGAAGGCGUUUGCAACAUCGAUGAUUCGAAGUUCUUCUUUGGAACCGUGCUCACGCAUUUGAUUCUCGACAUUGCGAUUCUAGCUCUACCUGUCAUUGAGGUUCAGAAGCUGCAUCUCCCCCUUGGGCAGAGGCUUGGAAUUAUGGGCAUGUUUAUGUUCGGUAUUUUUGUGUGUGUAGCGUCGAUCGUCGUGCUUGUGGAUUCAUUGCAGUACGAUACUAGCUCGAUUGAGGUGCCGUGGAACAUCUCUCCCAUCAUCAUCUGGGCCACUGUGGAGGUCAAUCUGGCUAUUGUCUCCGCAUGCCUCCCCAUGCUCCGCCCAAUCUACUUUGUCGUUACACGCCGCGGCCCAAUCAGCAAAAACAACUCGUCGCACCUCUCCUACCCAUCGUCCUUCCCUAACGGUCGCUCGGUCCCUAGCGCCCACAAACUCGCAACCAUUACCGUUAGUAAGAACAAUGACUUCGACGAAACUGGCUCGACGCACCAGCUGGCAGGCGCUCGCGGGGGUUCAAUUAGUAGUACGAGCAGCAACGGUGGAGAUGGAGACAGACAUGGGAUGCAGACUAUCAUUGUGGGGAGGGCGACGAGUGAUAAGCGGGAGGAGAGAUCCAGGUGGAAUGGAGGGAUGGGUGGGAUCAUGGUUACGAAUGAGAUGAGUGUGAGCGUUUCGACUAUAAGGUAG
Messenger RNA from Lindgomyces ingoldianus, 1119 nucleotides. RefSeq lists its product as uncharacterized. The coding region runs from base 1 to 1119 and encodes 372 amino acids. The record is from RefSeq and is a predicted model, not a curated record. Lineage: Eukaryota; Fungi; Ascomycota; Dothideomycetes; Pleosporales; Lindgomycetaceae. The transcript is spliced from 5 exons.